Galleria mellonella (greater wax moth) is the source of this 5191-nucleotide messenger RNA. RefSeq names its product 43 kDa receptor-associated protein of the synapse homolog. Bases 358 to 2037 code for a protein of 559 amino acids. The transcript is spliced from 14 exons. Gene Ontology annotation, molecular function: protein-membrane adaptor activity; acetylcholine receptor binding. Gene Ontology annotation, biological process: chemical synaptic transmission. NCBI's taxonomy places the organism in Eukaryota, Metazoa, Arthropoda, Insecta, Lepidoptera, Pyralidae. The record is from RefSeq and is a predicted model, not a curated record.
UGAUCCGCAACAAGGACAUCUGCGCCAUUAAAUUAACAAUAUACGAUAACUGUGCAAAACAAAACGAUUAAAAUAUAAGAAAACCUUCGUGGAAAAUAUAGUACAUUUCAUGUGACGUCCAACAGCACCUGAAAACCUAAAAACAAAACGUGGACACAUUCCUCAAUGGAUCAGUUGUAGGUAAUGAAGCCUUUGUAAAUGAACGGCCGCGUUAGCGCUGAUGACGUCGAUAUGGAUCCCAAUUUGAUUUUGUGUCCUCCAGACACCGCCUGAUUUAGUGCAGCGGCGCGGUGUGCAAACGAGAGAGGCGCGAUGCACCCAACGGCCAGGUGACGCUGUCGCCUACACCCGCGGAACAUGUCAUGGGACUCAAUAGAGUCGCGCGACUUCCUCGGCGGGGUGCCGGCGCAUCAGUUGUCGGCGACGCGACUACUCAGCUCACCUGACCCGUCGCGACACCAUCUCGAUGAGCAGCCAGAAGUUUACCCAUUCUCUGAGGAUUAUACAGGGGGAGACCUGCGCAAUGGUGCUCUACGUUGGGGCUCCAGGUUUGGGCCAGCUCACCGUCCUCCCACCGCUGGGCUGCUUGACUGUUUCCGUGUUUGCCGGUCAAGGUUGGACCAGUAUCUAGCCAGGAGAAAGAUCGAGCGCGGAGUAAGACUCUACGGUCAGAAUGAACAACGCCUAGCCGUGAAGAUUUGGCUGUCCGCCCUUCGUGGCAUCCGACACCGCACCGACAAGUUCACGCUACUUGGACAUUUGUACCAGGCGUACAUGGACUUCGGGAAGUACAGAGAAUCUCUGGAAUUCGCUAACCGUCAACUUGGUAUAUCCGAGGAGUUGGACUCGGCGCCAAUGCGAGCGGAGGCUUACCUGAACUUAGCACGCGCUCAUCAAACCUUGGGUGGUCUGGACAGAGCUCUGUCGUACGCUCGCCAUGCCCUCUACAAUGAUUGCGGAGGCGGGUCAACUGCAGGCUGCGUGCACCUCACAGUGGCAGCGGUAAGCUUGGAGCUGGGGGCAUUCUCCAAAGCGAUGGAUGGCUUCCAGAAGGCACUGGCGGUUGCACAGGCGCAAAAUGAUAACACGUUGUUACUUCAGGUGUACGUGGGCCUGUCGGAGCUGUGGCGGCGGCUGCGCGACGCGGAGCGCGCGGUGGCGUGCGCGGCGCGCGCGUGCGACCUGGGCCGCACGCCGCGCGCGCUCGACCUCAACACGCGCCACCACCGCACCGCGCUGCUGCAGAUGGCCGCCGCGCUGCGCGCCCGCGGCGAGCUCGGCGACGCGCACGACUACUGCAACGAGGCACUGCGACUGGCAGCGGUGGCGGGUGACCAGGGUUGUUAUGCGCGCGCAGUGAGGAUAGCCGGCGACGUGUAUAGGCGAAAAUGUGACAUUGGAAAGGCGCUAAGGCACUACGAAGUAGCAAUGGGGGCAGGCCAGGCACUUGGUGACAGGCUCGCUCAGAUGGAAGCUAUGGAUGGUGCGGCACGGUGUCUCGAAGCUUUGCGUCUGCAGGGCAGGAUCUGCAAUUGUAGACCGUUGGAGUUCAACACUAGGUUAUUGGAGGUCGCGACUUCAGUUGGUGCUAAGAUGCUAGUGCGUCGCGUGCGACUCCGGCUCGCGGAGAUCUACACGGCACUGGGCGACAACAACGCGGCGGCGCGGCAAAAGCGCGCGGCGGCGGCGUGGGCGGCGCCUGCAUGCGCGCGCUGUCGCGAACCACUUGCCGAACAACCUGAACCGCUCGCGUCAUUGCCCUGCGCUCACAUUGUCCAUCACGCAUGCAUGCCUGAGUCGUGGUCACGGCGCUCGACUCGUAGUGCAAGCGGCGCAGCGGGCGCGGCAUGUGCGGCGACCGAAUGUGCCGAGUGCGCGUCGCCGCGCGCGCCCCGCGCCCCGCCGCCUGCGCCGCCCGCGCCUCGCACACUGCCGUCGCAGGACUUCCCUUUCGGCACCCCACCGACGCUCCGUGAUUCGGAUCUGAACUCCGUGAUAUCUGAUCAUAGCAGUCAACAAGCCACAUCUAGUGUUUAAUUUUUGCGACAUUAGACUACCUACAUGAUUAUAUAUGUAUUUUUUCAGUCUUAUCAAUAUAUACUAUACUACACUAAAUUAGAGUUCAUUAUAAGAUGUAUUUUCUUGCAAAUUCAUCAUUAUGAAACUUAAAAGUGAAUAUUAAUAUUAUUUAUAUUAGUUACAGUCGUAUAACAGGUGAGUUCUUUUUUUUUUUUUUCAUUCAAACACAAUUUUUAAGGUAGAAAACCUGAUUUAGCUUAUCUAAUAAAUGAGCCAGAUUACUACCAGUAUACAACCACUAUACAUUUAUACAUACUUAGUUAUAUUGCUUUUAUAAUGCUUCAUUAAAAAAUUUACACUAGAAGUAGGUAGAGUGUGGCGCUCUCACGAUAAAACUUUAUAUGCAGCUUUCAUUUUACAAAAAGGUCUUGAACUUAGCUUAAAUUAAAAAUGCUAAAUUACGCUGCGGGAUAUAGAUCUCCAUCCUACGAAUAAUAGUUUACGUCGUAGAGUUAAAAUAGAACAAAGCUACGCUAUAGGGAUACAAGUCUACGUAAUGAGCAAUAAAUCAAUGACAGAUCAUAAAUUCAAAUAGUAAAAAUACAUAGACAGACGCUACAUGCGACGUUAUUCUAGCCUACAUCGUAGACUCGUAAUCUCUCGUAAUUCUACGGCAUAGCUUAGAAUAAGCUACGCUCAAUAGUAAUUCAAGUAAGGCUACGCCGUAGACCGUAGACUCGAUCCUUCCUUUCACUACGGCUGUGACGUCACAAUGGCAGAUAUUAGGGCAGUAAACGGAUCUGCCUGGCUAAGGUAGGUAAGCUAUCAUUAAAUAUAAUAUUUGCGCUACCUAUCCGUAACUCUCUACCCAUCCAGUUAAUAUUUAAUAUAUUUUUUUUUAUUUGAUAGCGACAAAGCGAAGUCUUUUAUCGAAAUUAAUAUGAAUGGAUUUAUCCUCAAUAGUUCCAUGCUUUUGAUACUUUAUAAUUUCAAAAUAAUAUUUUUAGGCUUUAAAAAAAAUAUUACAAAAAAUGUAAGGGGAAAAGGGUGAUAGAAUAUUUUUACGGUGAAAUAAAAGAUAGUAAAGAAUCCUAAUGGAAUUGUAAACGAUUGGAAAGGAACGAAUGUCCAUAUCCUUUUAAAUUAAUCUAUUGUAUAACUUUAGGAUACGAUUCCUUUAAAAGAUACGCUUUAUUAACCAAAAGGGAACCUUUGUUUUUGUACGAAUUAUUAUAAAAUUAAUUAUAUACAUACAUAAAAAAAAGGUAUUGAUGUAUAUUUAAUAAUAAUUAUACAUGUAUAAAUCCGUUUAAUAUGUAAUUAAUGGUUUUCGAAAGAGUAUAUACGCUUAUAUCAUAAAUUAAAUUUGUUGCUACGUUAUUAUAUUUUUGUUGUAGCGUGUAAUAUGUAGGAACUAAACAAACGAUAUGUAGAUAUAAUUCCAAAAUGUUCCGAUUAAAAAAAAACACUUAUUAAAUAUUCUAAGUCCACGAUAAAUAAUUCUCAACUGCCAAGUAGGUAUGGUCAAUUAAUGUAAGAACACAACAACAUAAAAAAUAAUAAUAAUAAUAUAAAUACAUAAAUUCAUAAUCAAAUAACUGCACUGGUUUUAAGGGAGAGCACUCUAUAUGGAGUAGUGAAGAAGUAUUAUAUAUAACAUAUCCAUUUUUUUUUUUUCCAAAAAAAUAGACAAUUUAUAAUACAACCUAAUUCACCUAAAGAUAUACAGAGUCAUUUAUUCGUACUUAUAUUCUAGUUAACAAUAACUUUUAAUAAAGAAAAUCCACAUUAUUAUUAUUUAUUUAGACAUCAUCAGACCCUUUUGUGAUUUGAUUUGAUAUGCUUGUUAUUUACUAUUGAGUGAAAACUUUGUACGUCUGCUUAAAUAAAUAAAUAUUUGGAAUCAAAUAUGGAUCAAGUCGAAACAAUUAUCGGAAAUGACAAAAAUAUUGAGUUCUUUAAUUUUCCGUUAGAUAUGUAUAUAGACAUUGAUAUAAAUUAUAUGUUAUUUAAUGCUAACAAAUUUUUAGCCGUGUCUUCAUCUAUGUACUCUUCCAUCUCCAAAAGUUCCUGUGUAUCCAAUGGUUGAAUCAUCAAAGUACCAACGAACAAAGUCGCUGUAAUCUGUCAAUUUAUUAACAAAUAUAAAUACUAUUUCACUACUCCCAUAAACCAAAAAAAUUCAUAAAUUAUAUCGACGUUGCUAUAUAAUUAUGUUACAAAUCCAAUUUACAUAAAAUAUUAUGUAUAUAAUAAUAAUAGUAACAGUACUGUUAUUACUACCUGUAAGUAUAUUUUGAUUUUAUUAAAAACAAACUGUUAAAAAAUAUACAGUUUCCGAUAUGUAUAUUAAUUUAUUGAAACAUACUUAUCGCAUUACAGUAACAUAAAAUUAAGAAGUAUAGUUAGAAAAAUAUUAUAUAUUAUAACUAUUUACAUUGUGAAAUAAAUAUACAUAUAUACGUAAGUGCAGUCAGCUCCAUAAAUAAUCGUUGUAAUAAUGUUAAAAUAUAGAUAUUUAAUAUCAACAAAUCGAUCUAAAUUAAAAUCCUUACAUUCCUUUAUUUUCAAACAAAGAUCUUCGAUUUUACUUUGUUAUUAAUAUAAAAAAUAUUUAUGGAGUUAAUGCAUUUUUUAAUCAAAUUUAUUUAGACAUUUUCUUUUGCUUGCAUCAAAUUUUUUGGAUGACAUUAAAAAUAACACGCUAACCUCGUCAAUUCUGGACCGAUUUUGAUGUAUUCUUUUUGCAAUCGACAGAGAUCAAUAAUUUUAUUCCUGUUUGUCCCUUACCAAUUUUAUUACAAUUGUUUACGAUGUAAGCAAUAUGAAAAUAUCUAAAUAACUUCUGAUAUUAUAUUAUCAACUGAAGUAUUUGUAACACGUUUGGAAUAUGUGUAUAGAUGUUACAAAUGCAACAGACGUCCUAUUGUGUCCUUCUGUCAUUGUACCUGCGCAAAUGAAAACGUCUACUUAAAUAUAUAAUUCCUAUUUGUCAAAUAUAUAAUACUAUAUAUGUAUAAAAAUAUACGAAAUAUACCUGCCUACUUUAUUCUUCGUACUAAAAAUUAAACAUUCGAUAUUUUGUUUCUGUAAUAGUCUUGACUCGGUGUAACAAAAAUUAUAUUGAUAUAUUUUAACUUUCUCACACUAAAACUAGCUAUCGUAGUUGAAG